AUGACGUGUGGUCUUGCAGGCGCUGGUAAGACCACGCUCGUGAAGGCUAUCCUCGAACUCCAUCCACAUUACACUAGAAUAUCAAUCGACAAUAUCAUCUUCCAAACGCACGGUAUUUACGGCAUCGACUAUCCAGCAUCUGCUACUGUGUAUGAACAAUACAACGAAGAAGCUGAUGCCAUCUACCUUGAAACGUUUCGCACACUGCUGGCCGAAGGGAAAGAUAUAGCAUUUGAGCGAUCAUGCUAUGCCAAAGAAGACAGAGACGAGUGGCGCAGAAUCGCAGAGGAGCGAGGCGCCAGAGUAGUACUUGUGUUCUUGCGAGCUGUUGACAAAGAGGUCUUGUGGGAGAGGAUCUGUAGGAGAUCUAGAGUCGAAAAAGCGGCUGACAAUGCACUGGAUAUCAGCAGGGAGACUUUUGAUAUGUAUUGGGAGGGCUUCGAGAAUCCAACUGGCGAGAACGAGAUUGUGGUUGAUGUAGUUUGA
This is a messenger RNA of Boeremia exigua, 486 nucleotides long. Its product is annotated as ATP/GTP-binding protein. Lineage: Eukaryota; Fungi; Ascomycota; Dothideomycetes; Pleosporales; Didymellaceae. The record is from RefSeq and is a predicted model, not a curated record. The coding region runs from base 1 to 486 and encodes 161 amino acids. The transcript has 2 exons.